Messenger RNA from Vigna umbellata (rice bean), 695 nucleotides. RefSeq names its product histone H2A variant 1-like. The record is from RefSeq and is a predicted model, not a curated record. Lineage: Eukaryota; Viridiplantae; Streptophyta; Magnoliopsida; Fabales; Fabaceae. Gene Ontology annotation, molecular function: DNA binding; structural constituent of chromatin; protein heterodimerization activity. Gene Ontology annotation, cellular component: nucleosome.
GCAUUCAACCACAGUCACUAUUUCAGCAUCCUUCUUUUGCUUUGGUUUUCUAGGUUUCUCUCUGUGUCAAUGGCGGGAAAAGGAGGGAAGGGGCUCGUGGCUGGGAAAACCACCGCUGCCAACAAGGACAAAGACAAGGAUAAGAAAAGGCCUGUCUCUCGUUCAUCCCGUGCUGGGAUCCAGUUUCCAGUGGGGCGUAUCCACAGGCAGUUGAAGCAAAGGGUGCAAGCCAAUGGACGUGUGGGGGCAACUGCUGCAGUAUACUUAGCAUCAAUUCUGGAAUAUCUGACUGCUGAGGUUCUGGAGUUGGCUGGGAAUGCAAGCAAGGAUCUGAAGGUGAAGAGGAUCACACCCAGACACUUGCAGCUGGCUAUCAGGGGAGACGAGGAACUUGACACCCUCAUCAAAGGGACCAUUGCUGGUGGUGGUGUCAUCCCUCACAUCCACAAGUCCUUGAUCAACAAGGCUGCCAAAGAAUGAGACUCAAUUUCCUCUUUACUUUUCCUUUAAUCUGUCUCUUUAUUUACCAUCAGGUUGUGUGUUAGUUAGGUACUAGAUUUUAUUCUCUGUUUCUUAAGAACAAGAUGUUAAUGUUAGAGUGUAAAUGAUCAUUCUAUCUGUCUUUAACUUGGUUGAUGUACUACUCCUGGAAUUGUAAUGCUGUUGGAUUUAAUGAGUUCUUUGUUUUAGCUUUA